AUGGAAAAUUCACAUCAGCUCAGUAAAAAUGAUACACUUUCACCCGAAUUGCAUUCUAUCGUUGAUGAUUUACAGUCUACCGUUGAUGAUUUAAAUUCUGUCGUUGAUGGUUUACAGUCUAUUGUUGGUGAUUCAAAUUAUGUCGUUGAUGGUUUACAGUUAAUAUUUGAUGAUUUACAGUCUAUCGUUGAUGGUUUACAGUCUAUCUUUAUUGUGGAUGACUUACAGUCUGUCGUUUAUGAUUUACAGUCUAUCGUUGAUGAUUUGCAGUCGAACAUUGAUGAUUCACAGUCUAUCGUGGAUGUUUUACAGUCUGUCGUUGAUGAUUUACAGUUUAUCGUUUUUAAUUUACAGUCUAUCGUUGAUGAUCUCAAGUCUAUCGGUGCUGAUUACCAGUCUAUCGUUGAUGAUUUACAGUCUAUCGUUGAUGAUUUACAGUCUACCAUUGAUGAUUUAAAUUCUGUCGUUGAUGGUUUACAGUCUAUUGUUGAUGAUUUAUACGUUGAUGAUUUACAGUCUAUCGUUGAUGAUUUACAGUCUACCGUUGAUGAUUUAAAUUCUGUCGUUGAUGGUUUACAGUCUAUCUCUAUCGUUGAUGAUUUGCAGUCGAACAUUGAUGAUUCACAGUCUAUCGUGGAUGUUUUACAGUCUGUCGUUGUUGAUUUACAGUCUAUCGUUUUUAAUUUACAGUCUAGCAUUGAUGAUUUCAAUUAUAUCGUUGAUGAUCUAAAGUCUAUCGGUGCUGAUUACCAGUCUAUCGUUGAUGAUUUACAGUCUAUCGUUGAUGAUUUACAGUCUACCGUUGAUGAUUUAAAUUCUGUCGUUGAUGGUUUACAGUCUAAUGUUGAUGAUUUACAGUAUAUCGUUGAUGAUUUACAGUCAAACGUUUAUGAUUUAAAUUCUGUCGAUGAUGGUUUACAGUCUAUCGUUGAUGGUUUACAGUUUAUCGUUGAUAAUCUACAGUCAAUCUCUAUCGUUGAUGAUUUGCAGUCGAACAUUGAUGAUUCACAGUCUAUCGUGGAUGUUUUACAGUCUGUCGUUGAUGAUUUACAGUUUAUCGUUUUUAAUUUACAGUCUAUCGUUGAUGAUCUCAAGUCUAUCGGUGCUGAUUACCAGUCUAUCGUUGAUGAUUUACACUCUAUCGUUGAUGAUUUACAGUCUACCAUUGAUGAUUUAAAUUCUGUCGUUGAUGGUUUACAGUCUAUUGUUGAUGAUUUAAAGUAUAUCGUUGAUGAGUUACAGUCUAUCGGUGAUGAUUACCAGUCUAUCUAUAUCGUUGAUGAGUUACAGUCUAUCGGUGGUGAUUACCAGUCUAUCGUUGAUGAUUUACAGUCUAUCGUUGAUGAUUUACAGUCUAUCGUUGAUGGUUUACAGUCUAUCAUUAAUGAUUUACAGUCUAUCUCUAUCGUUGAUGAUUUGCAGUCGAACAUUGAUGAUUCACAGUCUAUCGUGGAUGUUUUACAGUCUGUCGUUGAUGAUUUACAGUCUAUCGUUUUUAAUUUACAGUCUAGCAUUGAUGAUUUCAAUUAUAUCGUUGAUGAUCUCAAGUCUAUCGGUGCUGAUUACCAGUCUAUCGUUGAUGAUUUACAGUCUAUCGUUGAUGAUUUACAGUCUACCGUUGAUGAUUUAAAUUCUGUCGUUGAUGGUUUACAGUCUAUUGUUGAUGAUUUACAGUAUAUCGUUGAUGAGUUACAGUCUAUCGGUGAUGAUUACCAGUCUACCGUUGAUGAUUUACAGUCAAACGUUUAUGUUUUAAAUUCUCUCGAUGAUGGAUUACAGUCUAUCGUUGAUGGUUUACAGUCUAACGUUGAUAAUCUACAGUCAAUCUCUACCGUUGAUGAUUUAAAUUCUGUCGUUGAUGGUUUACAGUCUAUUGUUGAUGAUUUACAGUAUAUCGUUGAUGAGUUACAGUCUAUCGGUGAUGAUUACCAGUCUAUCGUUGAUGAUUUACAGUCUAUCGUUGAUGAUUUACAGUCAAACGUUUAUGAUUUAAAUUCUGUCGUUGAUGGUUUACAGUCUAUCGUUGAUGGUUUACAGUCUAUCGUUGAUGAUUUACAGUAUAUCGUUGAUGAGUUACAGUCUAGCGGUGAUGAUUAUCAGUCUAUCGUUGAUGAUUUACAGUCUAUCACUAUUGUGGAUGACUUACAGUCUGUCGUUUAUGAUUUACAGUCUAUCGUUGAUGAUUUACAGUCGAUCAUUGAUGAUUCACAGUCUAUCGUGGAUGAUUUACAGUCUGUCGUUGAUGAUUUACAGUCUGUCGUUUUUAAUUUACAGUCUAGCGUUGAUGAUUUCAAUUCUAUCGUUGAUGAUCUCAAGUCUAUCGGUGCUGAUUACCAGUCUAUCGUUGAUGAUUUACAGUCUAUCGUUGAUGAUUUACAGUCUACCGUUGAUGAUUUAAAUUCUGUCGUUGAUGGUUUACAGUCUAUUGUUGAUGAUUUACAGUAUAUCGUUGAUGAGUUACAGUCUAUCGGUGAUGAUUACCAGUCUAUCGUUGAUGAUUUACAGUCUAUCGUUGAUGAUUUACAGUCUACCGUUUAUGAUUUAAAUUCUGUCGUUGAUGGUUUACAGUCUAUCACUAUUGUGGAUGACUUACAGUCUGUCGUUUAUGAUUUACAGUCUAUCGUUGAUGAUUUACAGUCAAUCAUUGAUGAUUCACAGUCUAUCGUGGAUGAUUUACAGUCUGUCGUUGAUGAUUUACAGUCUGUCGUUUUUAAUUUACAGUCUAGCGUUGAUGAUUUCAAUUCUAUCGUUGAUGAUCUCAAGUCUAUCGGUGCUGAUUACCAGUCUAUCGUUGAUGAUUUACAGUCUAUCGUUGAUGAUUUACAGUCUACCGUUGAUGAUUUAAAUUCUGUCGUUGAUGGUUUACAGUCUAUUGUUGAUGAUUUACAGUAUAUCGUUGAUGAGUUACAGUCUAUCGGUGAUGAUUACCAGUCUAUCGUUGAUGAUUUACAGUCUAUCGUUGAUGAUUUACAGUCUACCGUUUAUGAUUUAAAUUCUGUCGUUGAUGGUUUACAGUCUAUCUCUAUCGUUGAUGAUUUACAGUCUAUCGCUGAUGAUAUACAGUCUAUCGUUGAUGAUUUACAGUCUAUCGCUGAUGAUAUACAGUCUAUCGUUGAUGAUAUACAGUCUAUCUAUAUCGUUGAUGAUUUACAGUAUAUCGUUGAUGGUUUACAGUCUAUCGUUGAAAAUUUACAGUCUACCGUUUAUGAUUUAAAUUCUGUCGUUGAUGGUUUACAGUCUAUCGUUGAUGAUUUACAGUCUAGCGUUCAAACAUAG
Mytilus trossulus (common blue mussel) is the source of this 3276-nucleotide messenger RNA. RefSeq lists its product as uncharacterized. The coding region runs from base 1 to 3276 and encodes 1091 amino acids. The transcript is spliced from 13 exons. NCBI's taxonomy places the organism in Eukaryota, Metazoa, Mollusca, Bivalvia, Mytilida, Mytilidae. The record is from RefSeq and is a predicted model, not a curated record.